This is a messenger RNA of Hibiscus syriacus, 555 nucleotides long. Its product is annotated as protein DETOXIFICATION 19-like. The transcript has 4 exons. The record is from RefSeq and is a predicted model, not a curated record. Gene Ontology annotation, cellular component: membrane. Gene Ontology annotation, molecular function: antiporter activity; xenobiotic transmembrane transporter activity. NCBI's taxonomy places the organism in Eukaryota, Viridiplantae, Streptophyta, Magnoliopsida, Malvales, Malvaceae. Gene Ontology annotation, biological process: transmembrane transport. The coding region runs from base 1 to 555 and encodes 184 amino acids.
AUGGGAAAUCCACUGAAAUUAGAGGUUACCAAAGGAAGGUUCUGGAAAAGAGUUAUGGAUUUGGGAGAGGCUAAGAGUCAAAUCUUGUUUGCAGUGCCUAUGGUGUUAUCCAAUGUUUUCUACUUCUUAAUUACUAUGAUUUCUGUCAUGUUUUCUGGUCACCUCGGUGAGGUCGAGCUUGCUGCUUCAACUCUUGCCGAUUCAUGGGCCACUGUCACUGGUUUUGCUUUCAUGUUCUGCAAAUUACCACUGAUAACAAGAGUAUCAAAUGAAUUGGGAGGUGGAAAUCCGAACAAGGCAAAACAUGCCAUGGCAGUGACUCUGAAGCUCUCGAUCCUUCUUGUGCUUGCAGUUGUUCUCACGUUAGCCUUUGGACACGAUAUCUGGGCUGCUUUCUUCUCUGACAGCCAUUCAAUAAUCAAGAAAUUUGCAAAGAUGACGCCAUUGCCGCUCGUCUCAAUAGCCAUUCAAGGGGUCUUUUCAGGGAUUAUGGAUGGGGUUAAUAUGUGGUCUAUCCUGUCAAACUUGCAUUCUUAUGUUGGUUACAUUUUGUAG